AUGGAAAGGGAAAUAGAUCCACGAAUCUCAGGCUUGAAAAGGCAACAAAUACUAGAUCUUCUGCGCCGUUUAGAUUCUGAAAUUUAUAUUCAUUCAAAAAUUACGAAGGCCGAGUUGCAACAGCUGGCAACCAAACGAUUGGCCAAUGUCCCCUUGGAACCCCAGACUCCUGCCCGAAGGCUACGAAGCCGUUCUCGGGAUACCACUGGAACUCCGCCUAACCCUUGGCCACGCGACGUGCCUAGAACCUUGUCGCCAUCACCAAACCAAGAAGGGCGUGCGCCUCGCAGAGUGAUCAGUAGAGCUACACGUACGUCUCUGCCAAACCAACAGGCUCCGGCUGUCCCAGUUCCCCGGGAGGACCUCUCCAGAUCUACGGGAUUCGCUAGGCCAAACCCCCAUGUUCCAGCUGCUCCAGCUGACCUGCCGGGUCUUGAUCCCGACCCUGGGGCAAGCCGCAUGAACGUGACGGUGACGGAGACCAUGUCUCAUACGCCUGACCAUCCCGACGUGCAAGAUAUUCACGACCUUCUGCUUGCUCAUUCGGGUCACGAUCAGCUCCCUCGUCCCCUCCUUCCUUCCCAGCCUGUUAGAGCCGCCGAUGCUCCGUCAUUACUGGACGCCGAGGAUUUUCCGACAGCAGCAUUCCAACCGCCAACCGAGGACAUGGAUCUGAUUUCUUUUGAAGCAGACUCGGAGGCUUCGGAAACCGGCACCACAACCAGCCCUCUUCUGUCAGCCCCCCAUGUCACGGAAAUCUCGAGUCUUACCAGCGUUGAGUUGCCGAUUCGCAAUUCUCAACUCGAGGAUGAGUCAAACCCGGGAGAUACUUCUCAACCGAUGGACUUGGACUCUCCUCCAAGCACCAGUUCCUUUGGAGCCAGUCCAGCAUCCUCACGGCCCCGGGCUUCAGCAUUUUUCUUGGACAGCCUACUGAACGAUACACCGGCCACUCAGCAGCUCUCACUUGACCAACUGGCGGAGAUGCGCGCCGAGUCGAAUCCUGCAGGAGACGAAGACUUUUCAUUUGUGGAGGAGGUACUUGUGAGACUUGCCACAAGUCCUUCUCGAGUACAACCCAGUGGUACUCUUCCACUCACCCUAACCGAGAUCAACAGUCGUACCCUUCCCCUCACCCUAACCGAGAUCGGAAAUCUAGGAUCUCCUGGCACAAAGGCAAGCCAACAAGAGUUGCCCACCCAGCCUCAACCUUGUCUAGUUUUUGGAUUACAUUUGUCAACCCAGCCAGCAUCGCCCGACUUGGCGCCGGAGGCCGCCCCUUCCGCUCCCGGCCCUGAGGCUAGCCAGCAACUGCCGGCAUCGCCCGACUCUCCUCCGGAGGCCGCCCCUUCCGCUCCCGGCCCUGAGGCCAGCCAGCAACCGCCAGCAUCGCCCGACUUGGCGCCGGAGGCCGCCCCUUCCACUCCCGGCCCUGAGGCCAGCCAGCAACCGCCAACAUCGCCCGACUUGGCGCCGGAGGCCGCCCCUUCCGCUCCUGGCCCUGAGGCUAGCCAGCAACUGCCGGCAUCGCCCGACUCUCCUCCGGAGGCCGCCCCUUCCGCUCCCGGCCCUGAGGCCAGCCAGCAACCGCCAACAUCGCCCGACUUGGCGCCGGAGGCCGCCCCUUCCGCUCACGGCCCUGAGGCCAGCCAGCAACCAACGGCAUCGCCCGACUCGGCGCCGGAGCACGUCUUAUAA
Molecule: messenger RNA, 1698 nt
Organism: Puccinia triticina
Lineage: Eukaryota; Fungi; Basidiomycota; Pucciniomycetes; Pucciniales; Pucciniaceae
Exons: 8
Coding region: 1-1698 (565 amino acids)
Source: RefSeq, a predicted model, not a curated record